AUCAGCGAGACCCACACAUGUGAGUGCCGCGUCUGCCUGGCAUGGAGGAGAUGUAUGAUGUCAUUGUUUUGGGGACAGGGCUAAAGGAAUGUGUAUUAUCGGGAAUCAUGUCUGUGAAUGGCAAGAAGGUUUUGCACAUAGACCGGAAUGAUUACUAUGGAGGAGAGACCGCAUCUAUCACUCCCCUGGAAGAGCUGUAUCGAAGGUUUAAAGUUAAUGGACCCCCAGAACCAAUGGGCAGAGGGAGGGAAUGGAAUGUGGAUCUCGUACCAAAGUUCCUUAUGGCCAAUGGACAGCUGGUGAAGAUGCUUCUCUACACAGAAGUCACCCGAUAUAUAGACUUCAAGGUUGUAGAUGGGAGUUAUGUCUACAAAGCUGGCAAAAUUCACAAAGUCCCUUGUACAGAGGAAGAAGCUUUGGCUUCUGACCUAAUGGGCAUAUUUGAAAAAAGGCGUUUCCGAAAAUUCCUCCUGUUUGUGGUGAACUUCAACGAGCAGUGUGCAAAGACUCAAUAUGACAUUGAUCCAACAAAGACGACCAUGAGAGAAUUAUAUAGGAGGUUCGAUCUAGGUCCAGAAGUCAUGGCUUUUACUGGUCAUGCCCUCGCCUUGUACAGAACGGAUGAUUACUUGGACCUUCCAUGCUUAGAAACAAUAAACCGUAUCAAACUAUACUGUGAAUCACUUGCGAAAUACAGUAAAAGCCCGUAUCUUUACCCCCUGUAUGGACUAGGAGAGCUUCCACAAGGAUUUGCCCGGCUGAGUGCCCUGUUUGGUGGGAUCUAUAUGUUAAAUAAGCCUGUGGAUGAGAUCCUCAUGGAAGAUGGACAAGUAGUUGGAGUGAAGUCGGAGGGAGAGAUUGCUCACUGUAAGCAGCUGAUCUGUGACCCCAGUUAUGUCCCUGAUCAAGUUAAGAAGACUGGUCGCGUGAUAAGAGCCAUUUGCAUCCUCAGCCACCCAAUUAGAGACACCAACGAAUGCACCUCGUGUCAAAUCAUCAUUCCUCAGACUCAGGUUAACCGCAAAUCAGAUAUCUAUGUCUGCAUGGUCUCCUGCUCACACUGCGUGGCAUCAGAUGGGAAAUACGUGGCUAUAAUUAGCACAACGGUGGAAACGGAAGAUCCAGAGAAAGAGAUUCAGCCGGCCCUGGAGCUACUGGAGCCUGUUGAUCAAAAAUUUGUGUCCAUAAAUGAUCAAUUUAUUCCAAAGCACGACGGGACAAAAAAUCAGAUUUUUAUCUCCAGAUCAUAUGAUGCCACCACGCACUUUGAGACAACGUGUGAUGACAUUAAGGACAUGUUUAAAAGAAUGACAGGUGCUACCUUGGACUUCAGUGACAUGUGGAGUUCUGACAACUCAGAUUUCCAAGAAUGAUUUUAUUACUUCUUUUUUUUUUAUAUAAAAUAAUUUGACUUUG
Molecule: messenger RNA, 1416 nt
Organism: Xenopus tropicalis (tropical clawed frog)
Lineage: Eukaryota; Metazoa; Chordata; Amphibia; Anura; Pipidae
Product: rab GDP dissociation inhibitor beta
Exons: 11
Coding region: 42-1373 (443 amino acids)
Biological process (GO): protein transport; small GTPase-mediated signal transduction
Cellular component (GO): Golgi apparatus; cytoplasm
Molecular function (GO): GDP-dissociation inhibitor activity; Rab GDP-dissociation inhibitor activity
Source: RefSeq, a predicted model, not a curated record